AUGGCUAAUUUCACUACGAUGAGUGGGUUUUUUCUCAUGAGUUUCUCUAGCAAUCCUGAGAUAGAAAUCUUAAAUGCUUCUUUGUUUUUAGUCUUAUACUUGGGGGCUUUAACUGGUAAUAUUCUCAUUAUCACUGCAACUUCCGUGGACAAUAGUCUCUACUCACCUAUGUAUUUCUUCCUGAAACAUCUCUCCUUUUUGGAUCUAUGCUAUAUUUCUGUGACUGUACCAAGGUCCAUUUGCAACUCUUUCAUGCAUAGCGGCAAUAUUUCCCUCUGGGAGUGCAUACUGCAGUGUUUUGCAUUCACUGUCUGUGGUUCUUCUGAGAUGGCCAUGCUCACAGUGAUGUCCUAUGACCGCUACGUGGCCAUCUGCCUUCCACUGCGCUAUGAAACCAUCAUGGAUGUCAGCACCUGUGUUCAUGGAGUUUUAGCUGUCUGGAUAAGUGGAGUCAUCUCUGGAGUCAUGCAUACAGCUGCUACUUUCUCUAUUCACUUUUGUGGUGAAAAUAUCAUUCACCAGUUCUUCUGCAAUGUCCCCCAGCUCCUGAAACUCUCUUGUUCCAAUGACUAUGUCAGUGAGCUUGGGGUCACUGGCUUCCUGUCCUUGGUGGCCUUUCUUUGUUUCAUCUCUAUUGGCCUCUCCUACACACACAUGUUCUCUACUGUGCUGAGGAUCCCAUCUGCUAAAGGCAGAGCCAAAGCUUUCUCUACUUGCCUCCCCCACCUUGGUGUUAUCAUAUUGUUUAUCUCUACUGGAGCUUUGGAGUUUCUAAACCCACCUUCUAACUCUCCGACUGAGCUAGACUUUUUCCUCACUGUUUUUUUUACUGUUGUGCCCUCAACACUCAAUCCAGUGAUCUAUAGCCUGAGGAAUAAAGCCAUGAAGGUAGCUUUAAGAAAGGUUUUAAAAGAAAGAACAUCCUACCUGUUUUGCUGA
Molecule: messenger RNA, 939 nt
Organism: Loxodonta africana (African savanna elephant)
Lineage: Eukaryota; Metazoa; Chordata; Mammalia; Proboscidea; Elephantidae
Product: olfactory receptor 14J1-like
Exons: 1
Coding region: 1-939 (312 amino acids)
Biological process (GO): G protein-coupled receptor signaling pathway
Cellular component (GO): membrane
Molecular function (GO): olfactory receptor activity; odorant binding; G protein-coupled receptor activity
Source: RefSeq, a predicted model, not a curated record